AUGUUGUCCCUCAAAGGUCUUUGUGCGUCUUCAAUACUAAUCUCAGCUGGAUAUGUUCAGGCGCAGAACGAUUUUAGUCAAUAUGUCAACGUUUUUCAAGGAACACAAGGCGGUGGGAACAGAUUUCCAGGUGUAGUCGCCGCCCCGUUCGCUAUGGUCAAGCUUGGACCAGACGUUCAGAAUGGCAAUGCUGACGCCUACUCUGGCUACCUCCCCGAAGGCAAUAUCUUCGGCUUCAGUAUGAUGCACGAGUCUGGUACUGGAGGUGCGCCGAAAUACGGCGUUGUAAGUCAGAUGCCAGUUGUCGGUGAUGUCCCGGACCCCCUAGCAGAUCUCUCUCAACCGCGAGCAUCGCCGGAUCAGGCAGGUGUAGGAUACUACAAGUCUUCGUUGGCGAAUGGAAUCACGGUGGAGCUUGGUGCUACUGAGCAUGCCGGUUUGUACUCGUACUCUUUUUCAAACAGCACAUCGUCAUCCAUCGUAGUAGAUGUCUCGCAUGUACUUCCCAGCUUCAGAGGCCUUGGGUGGGAGCAACACUAUUCAGGCGGCAGUUUCAGCAUUUCCAAAGAUGGUCACUACGAAGGAUCUGGCAUCUACAAUAACGGCUGGAAUCUGUCGCCAGACUGGACAAUCUACUUUUGCGGCAAGUUCGACCAGCAACCCUUGCGCGCACGAACUUUCAACGGAGAUGCGAGCGCAUCAAACGAGCCAGUAUCUGGGAGUACACGCAUUGGUGGGAUCUUCACUUUUACCGAAUCGAAGGUGAUCUCUCGUGUCGGUAUCUCCUUCCUCUCAUCUAAGAAAGCUUGCGAGAACCUAGAAGAGAUCUCAGAAGACACUGAACUGAACACUCUCGUUGAGACCGCAAAGACCAGAUGGAACGACGAAAUACUCAGCAAAGUCCAGAUAUCUUCUUCGAACACAGACGACUUGCAGCUAGUAUACAGUUCGCUCUACGGCAUGUUCCUUAUUCCUUCAAACCGAACAGGCGAGAACCCUGAUUGGAACGAAGGAGAACCAUACUACGACGACAUAUUCACCCUUUGGGACACCCAUCGAUGCCACACCGCCCUAUUCCAUAUCAUUCAGCCCUCAGCAUACGAAGAGUUCAUCCGCUCCCUCAUCGACAUCUGGCGACACGACGGCUUCAUGCCCGACGCCCGUUCCUCAAACUACAACGGCCGCGUACAAGGCGGUUCAAACGCAGACAACGUGCUUGCAGACGCCUAUAUCAAAGGCGUUCGAGGGUCAAUAAACUGGGAAGAUGGUUUCUCCGCCAUGCGCACCGACGCUGAAGUCGUGCCUCGCAAUAAUUUCGACCCUAAAGCACCGGAUUCCUCAACCAAGGAAGGACGAGGUGCGCUUCCGGAUUGGCUUCAGUACGGAUACAUCACUCCACGCUUCACACGCGCAGUCUCCCGCGCAGUCGAAUACUCGACCAACGAUUUCGGCCUGCACCAAGUCGCCGCGGGGUUGGGCAAAACACAGGAAGCAUCUACCUAUCUCAACCGCUCCCGCAACUGGCGCAACCACUGGGACCCCGCAGCUGCAUCCUAUAACCGCACCGGCUUCAUGGUCCCACGUUUGGCAAACGGAUCUUUCGUAAAGCAAGACCCUGCGGAUUGCGGUGGCUGUUACUGGGGCGACGCAUACUAUGAAGAUAGUAGUUGGAUCUACAGCAUGAACGCCAUUCAUGACGUGGCUGAGCUGAAACGCCGUAUCGGCGGCGAUGAACGCUUCAUCGAUCGGUUGGAUAAGAUUUUCGAACUUGGGUUCUUUGACGCGGGGAAUGAACCUAGUUUUACGACACCGUAUUUAUACAAUUUCGUGGCUGGGGAGCAGUGGAGGAGCGUGGAGAGGAGUCGUGAAAUAGGGAGGCUAUAUAAUGCUGGGGUCCAAGGGCUACCGGGGAAUUCGGAUGCUGGGGCUAUGGAGGCAAAUCUUCUUUGGCAAAUGAUUGGACUUUAUCCGUUGACAGGUCAAACUACUUUCCUUGUUCUUUCCCCUUGGUUCCCCGACCUUACCCUUGAUCUUGGGAAAGGGAAAGGGCUUACCGUCACUACAAAUUUUAGCGAAGGUGGCGACCGAAAUGCAGCGGCUUACGUACAGAGCCUGAAGGUCAAUGGUGAGGCGUGGAAUAAAGCGUGGGUAGCCUGGGAAGAUGUGUUUGAGAAUGGGGGUACGAUGGAGUUUGUAAUGGGAAGCAGUCCGAGUCGUUGGGCGACAGGUGAGCUACCGCCCAGUCCGGCUUCGACGUAA
Messenger RNA from Alternaria atra, 2259 nucleotides. RefSeq lists its product as uncharacterized. Lineage: Eukaryota; Fungi; Ascomycota; Dothideomycetes; Pleosporales; Pleosporaceae. Gene Ontology annotation, cellular component: nucleus; cytosol. The transcript has 3 exons. Bases 1 to 2259 code for a protein of 752 amino acids. The record is from RefSeq and is a predicted model, not a curated record. Gene Ontology annotation, biological process: carbohydrate metabolic process; protein deglycosylation; protein quality control for misfolded or incompletely synthesized proteins. Gene Ontology annotation, molecular function: peptide-N4-(N-acetyl-beta-glucosaminyl)asparagine amidase activity; carbohydrate binding.